AUGCACAGUCCAGUCUCGCCUUCGAUCGAUGCAUGUUCUUCCUCUCAAGGAAGCCCUAGAUGCAGCACCGGGUCGCCCAGCUCCCCAUUCUCGGAACUUACAAUAGACCAACAGGCAUCUCCUUCUCGAUCAGGAGCAACCUUCAUCUGUACGAUUUGUUGGCAGCACCAACCGUGUGGCUCAAAGCCUAAGCUUCUAGGUACCUCUGCUCGCAUCGUGUGCCAUCCAUGCUGGCGCGCUGUUCUGGAUCUGAGUAUUUGCUGGUCUCCUAACCAUAGCCCGGAAUGGGGCAAAUGGGAUGGCGCUGAAGAUGAUAGAAUCGGACGCCGAAGGACUGUUGGAAUCGAAUUAGACACUAUCCCCUUGUGCAAUGUUUGUUCUGUCGAAACGGCGGCUGAGAGUCAGGGCCAAGUCCUAGAAAGGGGAUUGGAAUGCGUCACACUGUUUGACGGAGGGCUGAGCAGAGACAGAUUGGACAUGCUGACCGAUGAAAGGGAAAGUGAGGUGACACUCGCUCGCAGACGUUUAAUGAGGACUCCAAGGAGACUGAGAGGUGUGACGGGAAUCGAGCGGGACUUAAAGAGGUAUAUCAAUGGCUCUUCCGGCUGCUUCACAAACGAUCUCCUGAAUCUGGAAGAUAUGUCAUCCUUACUCGACAACGCUGCUGACAUGGGAGAAAUGGCCGAUGGCAGCAUGGACAACGAACACCAGCACUCGGAAAGAACCAGGACAAACUCUGACCUAUCUCAGGGGGCUGGGCAGACUGGUGCAUACGUCUCAGUGUUUAAUCCUGUCGGCGAACCUGCAUUCAGACCCGGCAAAUUCAAGCCUCUGCCUUCGUGGAUGAAUUUGCUUCCAAAUAAUGUGCAAAGGGGAAGGGCGCAGAAGAGCAACGCCGCUCUCGAGCAUUCUUGUCAGCACUUGCCCGAGCGGUGGCCAUCGAUAGAAGAUAAAGAGCCUGACUCAAGUGACGGUUCUGAGGAUUUCCCUCGGAGUCCAAUAGCUUUGGGCGAUAUUCCCAGCCUCAGAGGCGGUGGAAAGGCCACACUUCCCAUGAACAAUGGCGACAAAUCUCGUAAGCAACGGGCAAAAAGGACGAUCUUAUUUGAAACUAGAUAUGGAGCGGACGACACGAACGACAAUGAAGGUCACCAAUGCCCUCGAAGAGUCCACACUCCUGAUUCAGUGCACUCAACCCCUCCCGAGUAUCCCUCUCAUCAUCCCCCACCACCAAGAAGAAGGACUCCCUAUCCGCAGGAUCUUCUCCGCGUUUCGACCUUUCAAAAGGAUUCCAAUGCCUGUUUUCUGCAAAGCACGAGUUCCGCCGUCGCCGAAGAGUCUGUCGACGAACCAUGUUGCGAGCUGGGCUCACAAUUGCAAGAACGAAAGAAUGUCCUGGAGGACAAGCUUUUGCCCAAAAGGAGUGAUGGACGGGCAUCACCUCAAGGAUUCUCGCUUUCUUCAGAGUCCCUGGAUAAGUACCAGCAGAAGAGUCGUGGUGCAGAGAAGAAGAAAAACACCGCUACAAGGGCAGAGCCUACAGUUGAUAAAAGUAAGAAAGAGAAACGCGGGAAACAGAAAAUGGCAAAAGGCAUUAAGGGCAACGCGAAGAAUAAAAGGGUGAAGGGAGAAAUGAGGCCGAAAGCAGCAAGUGAGGAGCGUGGAACGUGAACAGGAAGGAUUUGCAAAAGGAGUUGAAAGACUUGUUCCACAAGGAGUAGAUUGAUAGAUUGAGCAAUGGAGACUGCUAUGAGAUUGUCUGAGAGUACCGACUCGCCGCACUUGUCUUGUACUCUUCCAGGCCCAAGUC
Molecule: messenger RNA, 1810 nt
Organism: Hyaloscypha bicolor E
Lineage: Eukaryota; Fungi; Ascomycota; Leotiomycetes; Helotiales; Hyaloscyphaceae
Exons: 3
Coding region: 1-1671 (556 amino acids)
Source: RefSeq, a predicted model, not a curated record